Zophobas morio is the source of this 2727-nucleotide messenger RNA. Its product is annotated as zinc finger protein 43-like. The transcript has 2 exons. Gene Ontology annotation, molecular function: DNA-binding transcription factor activity, RNA polymerase II-specific; RNA polymerase II transcription regulatory region sequence-specific DNA binding. Gene Ontology annotation, biological process: regulation of transcription by RNA polymerase II. The coding region runs from base 873 to 2561 and encodes 562 amino acids. The record is from RefSeq and is a predicted model, not a curated record. NCBI's taxonomy places the organism in Eukaryota, Metazoa, Arthropoda, Insecta, Coleoptera, Tenebrionidae.
UUGCCUUACAGAAAUCUGUAACUUGAGGAACUCGGAGGCAUUGUUUAACUUGGGAAUUUUUCCCUUUUAACAGUUAUUUUACAAAAAAUUUCUAUCAAGUAAAUAUACAAUGUGAUAAUGUUUGGGUAACCCGCGGUAACCUUUCAUUCUACUUUCAUGUUUGUAUAUUAAAAAAAUAAAAAUCGAUUUAGAAAGCCAACAAAUUUGAGGUUAUAACUACAGCUCAUGCUACAGCAAAUUAGACGCUUUUCUCUCAAGUCUCAAAGUACGAGAUAAAUCACCAUGUCGUUACUAAAAUACUCAAAGAAGCUCGUCCAAAUGAAGCCUUCCCUGAACAAUGUCCACCGCUGUAAGGUUUGUCCAUAUUUCACAACCUCAUUUUUGCUUAUGGUGAACCACGUUAAACGCCACCGGGCUCCCCCACAAUAUUUCAACUGUGAAAAUAUUGACAUCGAAACUUACCACUGUGAGGACUGCAAUUUCCAGACAGAACUAACACUUCUUUUCAAGCAGCACGCCCGACAGUGUUAUAGGAAAUCUGAAGAGAAUUUACCAGAGCAAGUUUACUCAACUCAAAGUUUCCAACUCAAAGUUUCAUUUGCAAGAAGUGCAGUUUUGAAACACAUUUCAAGCUGAAGUGGCUUCAGCACAGUACACAGUGUUUGGGAAGCAAUAACUUUCAAACAGUAACAACUAAUGGUAAAAUUAUCAUAUGGUAUCACUGCAAUCAGUGUGAAUGCAGAUUCAAAAGGAAACAAAACUUGCAGGCCCAUAAAAUUUUAAAACAUUUGAGUGAUGAUCAACGUAGGUGGUAUUAUUGUGGAGAUUGCUCCUAUAAAUCCAUUCUGAAAUCCCGUUUAAAAGUACAUGUAAUGAGGCAUAUGAACAAACCAAAGAGACGGAUUUCUUUAAAAACUCCUGGUGUUAUGGAGUAUAUGGAUGAGCAGGGUAUUAAAUGCUAUAAGUGUGAAAAGUGUCCACAUAAAACUAAAAUUAAGGGGAAUUUAAUCAAGCAUAUAAACUCCUUGCACUUAGAUGAGAAGGAUAUUACAUGGCAUGAGUGCCAGAUUUGUUCAUACAAAGGUAAAAAUGUGUUGGCUUUGAAGAGACACAUUAUUGUACAUCAUUUGAAAGAUAAGGAUGUUACAUGGCAUACAUGUCAAAGCUGUCAAUAUAUGACUAAACAUCGUAGAGUAUUAAAGGAACAUAUAAAUGGGCACCAUUUAGAUGAACAAGAUAUUAAGUGGCACGAAUGUGAAGAGUGUUCGUAUAAAACCAAAUAUAAAAGCAACUUGUCAAAUCACAAAAUGGUAUCACACCCUACUGAAGACAGUAAGUGGUAUGAAUGUAAAAAGUGUUCAUACAAAACUAAGUAUCGACUUGCUAUACAAAAACAUGGAAAACUACUUCACAAAAAUGAAGAAGAUAUUAAAUUGUACGAAUGCCAAAUUUGUUGUUUUGAAACUGAACAUGUGUGGUCUUUCAAGACCCACGUAAUUACCCAACACGAAUGUGAAGAAAAUAUUCAGUGGUUAAAAUGUGACCAAUGUCUACAUCAAACUGAAAGUAAUACGCAUUUUCAACAACAUUUAAGUGCACAUUGUACCGAACAAAACAGUCCAUGCUAUAUUAAAUGGUAUGAAUGUAAAGUUUGCCCCUACAAAACCAAAUGGAAGAGCAGUUUAAACCGUCACAUAAAUGUACACCACUUAACGGAUGAAGAUGUUAAAUGGUACGAAUGCCAAAUUUGCUGUUUUAAAACUAAAUAUUUGGAGUCUUUCAAAACUCACACAAUUACCCAACACGGUGGUGAAAAAAAUAUUAAAUGGUUUAAAUGCGACCAAUGUCCACAUAAAACCAAACGUAAGAUGCGUUUAAAACAACAUAUAAAUGCUCACCAUUUAGAUGCGCAAGAUAUAGAAUGGUACCGAUGUACCGAGUGUUCAUAUAAAGCCAAAGACUUACCGUCGCUAAAUAGACACAUUAAAGUACGCCACUUGGACGAGAAAAAUAUUAAGUGGUAUAAAUGCGAUAAAUGUGAUUUCAAAUCAAAAGAAAACGCCGGCUUGAAACGUCAUACCACUAGGCGACAUACAAAUCCACGCGAUAUUAAGUGGUACGAAUGUGAAGUUUGCCCCUACAAAGCCAAAUGUAGCAGUCAUUUAAAGCGUCACAUAAACACACACCACUUAAAGGAUGAAGAUGUUAAAUGGUACGAAUGCUACAACUGUCCAUACAAAACUAAAACAAAAAGCGCAUUGAAAGAUCAUAUAAAUGCUCGGCAUUUGGACGAAGAAGCCAUUAAUUGGUAUAAAUGUGAUAAAUGUGAUUACAAAGCAAAACGUAAAACUAACUUGAAAAUUCAUAUCAAUGUGCGACAUACACAUCCACGCGAUACUAGAUGGUACGAAUGUAGUGUUUGCUCCUACAAAGCCAAAUCUAGCAGUAAUUUAAACCAGCACAUCAGCGCACACCACUUCAAGGAUGAAGAUGUUAAAUGCUCAACUAAACAUGUGAGGUCUACAACUGUCCAUACAAAGACAAAACAAAAGGCACAUUAAUUGGGCGGCAUUUGCCCAUUAAAAUGUAUUUUUUAUUUUAUUAUUUUUAAUUUAUAUUUUUUGUUUUUUUUUUAAUAUUAUGUGUAUCAUUAAUUUAUAGUAAAUAUUGUCAUUUUGUUCUUAUUUCUGCUCACGAAACAGGAAAUAAACUUAAAUCUAAAUGAGA